AUGUCUAAGAAGAGGGAGAAGGAGAAAGAGAAGGAAGAGAAGAAAUCUGAUGUAGGGCGGAAGCGGAAAGGUGCAGGAAAGUCAGGAAACGAGAACAAAGCAAAGAUGUCUAAAAGGGACGAUGGGGAUUCAGAUAGGAGUGAAGUGAAAGAAGCUUAUUCACUGCAGCUAAAGAAAAUCAAUACUCACUUAACAUGUGGCCUUUGUAAGGGUUAUUUGAUAGAUGCAACGACGGUUAUCGAUUGUCUACACACAUUUUGUAAAAGUUGUCUUCUCACCUAUUUUGAAGAAGAGGAUAACUGUUGCCCAACGUGCGAACAGCUGAUUCAUCAAAGCCAUCCCAGUCACUAUGUGGCAUUCGAUCGAACAAUGCAGGACAUUGUUUACAAAUUGGUACCUGGAUUACUGGAAGCGGAACGGAAACGACGAUUAGAAUUUUUGAAAGAUAAGAAACGAGAAGCAGGGGAGGAUGUUGAAGAGGAAGAAGAAGAAACAGAGAAGAAGGAAGAGUCUCCACAAGGAACAAAUCGGUGUUUCGAGGGAGAACCUGGAAUUUCGCAUCACCGAAAUGACGAGCAUGUACUCGUUUCGUUGAUACCAGGAGCACCGGAGCUUCCAACUCCUGUCCGAUCCAUAGUGCGACUAAGCGGGAUGGCCACCGUGAACACAUUGAAAAGGUACUUAGCUCAAAGCAUGUGGUCGAAUAUGUCGCGGUAUAGCGAGUUGGAUCUAUUCUGCAAUGAUGAACUAAUGGGACGAGAUUUUUCAAUGCGAUUUAUACAUCUCACUCGAUGUCGAAAUAAACUAAAAGAUGAGCCUUUGAGACUUGUAUAUAAAUAUCAUAUUGACUUCUAAUGUCACAGAUUUGUUUGUUAUACAUACUAAUGAUGACUAAUAUCCCCAUUAACAAUCUUCGUUAGCUCACUUUUAUUAUAUUUCGGUAUUGGCGCUCAUAAGUGCGCUUUGAUCUUUUACAUUGAUUCAGGUCUGUGUCCAGCGAAUGUGUUAUAUCUUCAGUCAUUACUUGUAUGUUGAUAGACUGCAAAUUUAACAAUUUUGUGAUGCUUUAUUAUGCAUUUAUUUUGACCCUUCAUGAUGUGAUCUCGUUUUGAGGUUAAAUGAUUUUUUU
Messenger RNA from Cylicocyclus nassatus, 1129 nucleotides. The record is from the annotation of a GenBank genome assembly. NCBI's taxonomy places the organism in Eukaryota, Metazoa, Nematoda, Chromadorea, Rhabditida, Strongylidae.